This is a messenger RNA of Funneliformis mosseae, 1080 nucleotides long. The record is from the annotation of a GenBank genome assembly. Lineage: Eukaryota; Fungi; Glomeromycota; Glomeromycetes; Glomerales; Glomeraceae.
AUGGCUAAGGGGUCAAAUUUAGUUCGAAAGAAAUUUUUGCAUAGAACUCAAAUUUUUGUAGUAGUAUUUAUAAUAAUUCUAUUGAUGACAAAAAUUUGCCUUCAUAUUAAUCCCGAAUGGGAUCCUUUUAAAAGUAAAGGAUUGGAUGGUGAUAAUAGUGGCAUUACAAAUGACAAUUCACCGACCAACAAUGACUCGAAUAUUAUAGAUGAUAAUCCAUCUCUCGUCAUUGAAGAUGAGAACGUCAAAAACGAUACUUCUUCACACGACGAUCAUGACAUAAUAAACGAAGAAGAAGAGCAAGUGAUAUCAUCUCCAAAGGAUGUCCCGUUCACAAUUGUAACGGGAGCCAGUGAAAAUCAUUUUUGCCCUUUAAAAAGUUUUCUUUACACGACGCAUGAAACCAUAAAAGGAUUCAAGAAUGCAAAAGUAGUUGUAUAUGAUUUAGGGUUAUCCAGCGCACAAAUAGAAAUCCUUGGUGGUCUUCAAAAGAAAGGUUUCAUAACGGAAUUAAAAAGGUUAGAUUGGUCCAAAUAUCCUAAAUUUUGGAAUAUAUCGAUAGCAAGAGGAGAAUACGCUUGGAAACCUGGAAUGAUUUAUGAAAUAUCAAAUGAAUAUCCUGGCAAUAUAAUUUGGCUGGAUAGUGGAACUAAAGUUAAGAAAUCCUUCUUCAAUAACCUUGUCGGAACUUUAAAAGAAUAUGAUGGAUUCGUUUCACCAAAAUCACCUGGUACCAUGAGAACCUGGACCCAUAAAGGAGUUUACGAAUAUUUUCACGAUGAUCAUACGAAAUACGAUGAUUUACCAAAUUGUAACGGUGCGGCUAUAGCAUUUGAUACUAAACGUACUCAAUCAUUAAUUGAUGCCUGGUAUCAAUGCGCUUUAGAUAAAGAUUGUAUUGCCCCUCCCGGAAGCAGCAGGCAAAAUCAUCGUCAAGAUCAAGCCUUGCUCACUUAUUUUGCUGCCAAAGAAGGCAGGACUUGUGAUCAAAACAGAGCUAAAUUUGGUUUUCACAUUCAUGACGAUGGAAAUUGUAAAAAAGAAAUCGCUAAAUAUGAAAAUGAACAUGACUACAUAUAA